AUGACCUCACUUCACCCCUUCGAUCCUAUCACUCCUGAGGAGAUCCAACUGGCCGUGAAUAUCUUGGAAUCUGCUUUCCCGGGCGUCAAGUUGCGGUACAAGCGUAUCGAUCUUCAGGAACCAGCCAAGCAUGAGACAGUCCCGUACAUUGAAGCCGAACGGCUAGGCAAGCCACUCCCAGCUAAGCCUGUGCGUAUCUUGAUGUCUUAUUUCCACCGUUUGGACAAUGGAUCAUUCUAUAAGGCCAUGUUGAACGCAGAUACCAAGUCUAUUGUGUCGGCGAAGGAACUUCCCAAAGAAGUUCAGGGCCCCGUCGAUAUCGAUGAGAUGAUAGAGUUGGAAGAGCUCUGUCUAAGCCACCCUGUUGUCCAGGCAGAGAUUGAGAAAUUGAAGCUUCCAGCUGGAAUGACAGUCGCCGUAGAUCCUUGGAUCUAUGGUACUGAUGAUCCUAAAGAAACCCGUCGGUUAGUCCAGUGCUACAUGUACAUUGUGGCCACAGAUCAUGCCCAGAGUAACCAAUACUCUCUGCCAUGUAAAUUUUCACCAGUCUUUGAUGGUAUUGCUCGCGAUCUGGUUCGUGUGGACUAUCUUCCUGGUGGUAUAGACUCCCAGACUAUUGAGACACAGCCCUGGAAGCCAGUUGCUGCCGUUCAGUAUGCACACGACCUUCUAGAUGUGCCGUUGCGCACCGACCUUAAGCCUUAUAUUGUGCAGCAACCCGAGGGAGCAUCUUUCUCGGUCACUGGAAAUGCAGUCUCAUGGCAGAAGUGGCGCUUCCGCGUUGGUUUCAACAACCGCGAAGGCUUGGUCCUCCACAAUAUUACAUAUGACGGUCGCAACACAUUCUACCGUCUUUCGGUUUCUGAGAUGACCGUUCCAUAUGGAGACCCCCGUGCUCCCUACCACCGGAAGCAGGCAUUCGACGUCGGUGAUGUUGGUUUCGGUAUCACAGCCAAUCAACUCUCGCUUGGCUGUGACUGUCUCGGCCAUAUUAAGUAUUUCGAUGGAUAUCGUACUGAUGCCAAGGGGACACCCGUCAAACUCGAGAAUGUGAUCUGCAUGCACGAGCAAGACAACGGCCUCCAGCACAAGCACACCAACUACCGCAGCGGUGCUGCAACGGUUGUUCGUAACCGCCAGCUCGUAAUUCAGAUGAUCUGCACCGUCGCAAACUACGAAUACAUUUUCGCGUUCAUCUUCGACCAAGCAGCUAAUAUCGAACUCGAAGUCCGCGCAACCGGUAUCCUGUCUACCGUUCCCUUCGACCACGAAAACGGCGAGACCGUACCAUGGGGUACAAAUGUUGGCCCGGGAGUGAUGGCUCCAUUCCACCAGCAUCUGUUCUCCGUGCGCAUUGACCCGGCACUAGAUGGAUUCAAGAACACCAUUUAUUAUGAAGAUAGCGUCGCUAUGCCUGAGGAUGAAUCGAACUCAUGGCUCGUCGGCUAUACUUCCCAGAAGAACACUAUCAAAAAGAGCGGCAGUGCAUUCACAAGCGUGGAGAAGCACCGCGUGUUCAAGAUCCGAAACGAUAGCAUCAUUAACCCCAUUACGCACCACCCCAUCGCCUAUAAAUUGAUGACUUCACCCGCCCAGAUGAUACUCUCUUCCCCCAAGUCCUUCGGACUGAAGCGAGCGCAGUUUGCAACCCGCCCAAUCUGGGUCACGAAGUACCAAGAAGAUGAGCUCUUCGCAGCCGGCGAGUUCACAAAUCAGAGCAAGAGCUCUGAUGGCGUCGAAGUAUGGGCUGGUCGAGAUGAUAUUGUGGAGAAUGAGGACCUUGUUCUAUGGCAUACUUUCGGUCUCACUCAUAACCCUCGCAUUGAGGAUUUCCCCGUCAUGCCCAUGGAGCGAGUCAGUAUUAUGCUAAAGCCUGAUGGGUUUUUCACUAAGAACCCGGCACUGGAUGUCCCACAAUCCGCACAAACCUUUAACCAGUCCACUUUGCACCCGGAGCCAUCGUGCUGCGCUGCGCCGAAGGUGAAGCUAUGA
Molecule: messenger RNA, 1992 nt
Organism: Penicillium taxi
Lineage: Eukaryota; Fungi; Ascomycota; Eurotiomycetes; Eurotiales; Aspergillaceae
Product: copper amine oxidase
Exons: 4
Coding region: 1-1992 (663 amino acids)
Biological process (GO): amine metabolic process
Molecular function (GO): quinone binding; primary methylamine oxidase activity; copper ion binding
Source: RefSeq, a predicted model, not a curated record